CGGGCAUCGGAAAGCCAGGGCCUCUCCCCCCCCCUCCACCACCAUCCCAUCCCUCAGCGAGCAAAUGUCAGCGCGGCUCCGAGACGCGCCUGCCGCAGUGUUAACCCGCCACCUUGAAGCCUAUGACCGCCUCUGUUUACGCUGACCUCGAUUCGGUGGAGUCGCUCCUUGAUGAGUUGCCCUAUAUGUUUUACGUGGGAUUGUUUUUUGUGAACGUGCUAAUCCUCUACUAUGCCUUCCUGAUGGAGUACAUCCUCCUCAACGUGGGAAUUGUCUUUCUUCCCGACGACUUCGACCAGGCUUUAGUUGACCUCGGGGUCUUGUCGGAUCCGGCAUCGAUUGCCUAUGACACAGACGCCGAACUGGAUGUCUUCGAUGGCUACUUUGACUAAAAUCAAUAAUAAAACCCCGCACACAUACUCACUUCAUGAUAUCAAUAUUUUUUGCUCAGCACAGAAAUGGACAACUGCUAUGCACCAGAUCCGAAUAACAAACUGGGUUUGCAAGCAAAGAUCUGGGUUGGUGAAGUACAGCAUCAUUAUCUGCCAACCGUUUCUGUGGCUGUUGUGGUCUGGUUGUCCUUGCUAAAAUGUGCCAAGAUUGCAAGUAAUAAUAAUAUGGAUUACGAAAUAUUCCAGAGCAUUUGUCUGUUUAUAAUGAUGGUCACCAUUGCAAAACAGAACUGCAUCUCCAGGAUUAAUUAAACAGAAGGUAUUUGUUCAAGGUAUCUGUCGAGCCACUAACCCCGAAAAAUCAAAUGCAAUGGAUCGCAAAUUGUUCAAAUUUGUGAUCUUCACAGUUACUUUUGAAAAAUCUACAUCAAGUAUUUUCUUUAUUUAAUAUACCGGAAUUGUGAAUCUUAUUUAUUUGCGGUUGUAUCGGCACUAAUAUAUUCGUUCUUCUAAUAAGAUGUAAGUCUAAUGGAGUAAACCUAAAUGCAUUAAUGUAUUUGUAGAGUGGGUAGGAAAUGAUAGAAUCUUUUUAAUUUUAUCUGAAAAAUUCAAUGCGUUUCAGAAAAGUUCACCCUGUAAGGGGACAAUGGUAUUUUCACGAAAGGAACCGGAUUAAAAAAAAGAAACGUUUUUUUGUUGCCUUUCUCGGACAAGUCCCAUGGGUUUUUGCCUUGUAUCUGACUAUUUCAACUUAUCCUGGUUUCUUCCGAAUCGUGAGCGAUGAAUGUGGUGCUGAAUAUGUUUUCCCUGGGAACCGGAGUCAAUCUGCAAGUGGGUGGGACUAAACAUCUGCAAUUCACCCCGCCUAUACCACGUUUUAAAGCAAACCCGAAUGAUGAUGGCAAGCAGCAUGCUGUACUUUUCGACUAAAUUGUAGAAUAACCGAUUUUGGAUGGCAGCAACUCAAUGAUGUGCAGGACUACUUGUCACUCUUUUUGAAGAUGGUUAAAACAAAAUGGUUCUUCAUAUCAGUAUUUUUUCAGAAUUAACCAGCAGGAUAUAAAUUGUUGAUAAGGUAUUUUUGGACAGUAUAACCACAAUCGAGUAGCAUAAGAUCUGUUCUAUUAGGCUCAAUUCUCAGACUUGUGCUGCCAUACUUUUUUUAAGGAAGUCAUCUUAUUAUUAAUAAUGAAAAGUGAAGUUUCAAUUGUCUCUCUGGAAAUAAAAAUUAUUAAAUGGAAUAAUGAGAUGUUCCUCCCCUACAUUUUUUAGAAUUCCAACUUCACUCUGCUCUGUACCUGUAAUCUCAUCAAACUAUAACUCUACGAUAUAUGUACUCAUAUCCUGACCUACUUAUUCUCUAAUUUAAUAGCUCCAUUAUUGGCAAUCUUGAUUUGGCUGCCAAGGCUGACGGUGUAGAAUUUCUUCGCUCAAGCUCUCCACCCCUGAUGGACAACACAGCAAAACAACUCCGCCCAGCCAGUGCUUGCCAGAGACUUAUAACUUACUGACCAGUCUCAACACAUUUCAUGGUUGUUUCAAGCAAAUUACUAUUUGUAGAUAGAAGAAAUGAUACUCGGAGAUGUUCCGCCUCAGGAGAAUCACUUUGAAUCACACAUAGAAGAAACAUCCCAAAGGGGCUGUAGAUGCUGUAUGGAUUAGAUAACCAUCAACUAUACAAUGCAAGAGUUCUGUACUGGAUAUCCAUUUCGUGUGCAAGGAACCAUAAUACUACUUUUUGCACCUCUGUAUCAAAACACUGGAUGAACUAAGUUAUCAUGCAUUCACUCCAUGCAGCUUUUAACAAAUCCCAUAUAUGGGUUGAAUGUUUUUGAGCUGAGCAAGGAUUUACAUUAUUCAUGUUUCAGCAUAUAUUUCUUGAGGUUGGAACUUACAGUUGGUUCAUUAACUGUUCAUUUUGAAGUAUUAAUAACUGAUCUUGCUACAUUAGUAUAAUUUAAAGAAUUAAAACUUUUUGUUGCCGCUGUUCUUGUGAAUAAUGUAUUGUUUCAUCAUGGAUCUGUUAUGUAUGAAAUAUAUCACAUGGCAUGUGUUUAAAUUAAGACUGAUAAUUUGCAGUACCUGUUACUCUUGUAGCUGGUGUAAUAAAUUUGUAUUUUCAGUGUUGUAGCUGUUAUACUCCACGGCCCAUGUAACAUAAUGUUAUUUUAUUUUGUAAGUAUUGCAUAAUCUGACCAAUGAAUUUUAAUAGGUCACAAGAUUUUUUUUCCUGAACUUUGAUUCCCACAGCAGCUGAAAUUUCUAUUGUACAAUAGGAUUUCUAUAGGAUUUAGCAAAAUAAAAACAAAUUUCAUAAUGUUCUAGAAGCAGUAGAUUAUAUAUUUUAAUGCUAAUUCUUAAUGUUAAUUCCUUUAUAUUUUAAUGCUAAUUCUUAAGGCCUGGCUUGUGGAUGAGAAGGGCGAUGGAGGUUGGUGUUUUGGAAGAAAAGAUUGGAGGUUCAGUUGAUUUGGGGAGGUGGAGCAGGACUCAGUUGGCUGGACCUGCAUGGUAAGGGAAUUAACAAGGUCCUGUGGUGGGGGGGAUCCAUGUGAAAUGGGAGGAAUUUGGAAUGCAAUAUAAGGCCUAUUUUCGGAUGGCCUGCUUCUCUCAUUCUUUGUGGACCAGGUGAGGCGGGAAUGUUUAACUUGUUCUGUAGCAGCACUCGCCUGCUUCCAUAUAAAUAGUUCCUGCCAUUCAUAAUUUGUACAGGUGCAACUGAAUUUUGAAAAGGUGGCAUCAAAAUAUACAUUGAAUGUUAUUUUAUACAAAUGCAUGUCUGCAUGUAAAAUUGAAUUGUUUACAUAGAAGACCCCCAAACAAAAUCUUUGAUGAACGUGAUUGCGUUUAUCACUCAAUUCCUAGUCUAUCCCAAACACCUCUAAAGUUGGCUCUGCACACCAUUCCUAUGUAAGUAAUGUUCAACCAAUGAGUAAAAUGUAAAUUCCCCAGGCUUUCUGGAAUGAUCCUAAAGCUCUGAAUAGUUUUUACAGAGUAAUGGAUGGCACACUAAAUCGAGCAAGAUCAGACUAUCAAUAAUUGUAAUGCUAAAGAUAUGCUUAAUUUUUGUGCAUUUUGGAUUGCAUCAAAGAUAAAAAUCCAAGCCAU
This is a messenger RNA of Amblyraja radiata (thorny skate), 3497 nucleotides long. It is a transcript of the gene dexi, whose product is annotated as Dexi homolog (mouse). The coding region runs from base 123 to 392 and encodes 89 amino acids. The record is from RefSeq and is a predicted model, not a curated record. NCBI's taxonomy places the organism in Eukaryota, Metazoa, Chordata, Chondrichthyes, Rajiformes, Rajidae. The transcript is spliced from 3 exons.